AUGUCCCCCAAGGACUGCGGCCACCACGAAUCCUCCCACCGCCGUCUCCUCCGCCUCAUCCUUACCGGCGCCGCAGCCUUCAUCGUCCUCGUCCUCGUCGUGAUCUUCCUCAUAUGGGUAAUCCUCCGCCCCACCAAGCCCCGCUUCACGCUCCAAGACGCCACCCUCUACACGUUCAACCUCUCCUCCCCCAUCCCCAACACCCUCUCCCUCACUAUGCAGGUCACUCUCUCCGCCCACAACCCCAACGCGCGCAUCGGCGUCUACUACCACGCGCUCCGCCUCCACGCCUCCUACCACAGCCAGCAGAUCUCACUCUCCACCGCCCUCCCCGACACCUACCAGGGCCACCGCGACUUCACCGUCUGGUCGCCCUUCCUCUACGGUAUCGCCGUCCCCGUCGCGCCGUUUGUUCUCACUUCCCUGCAGCAGGACCACGAUGCCGGCACCGUUAUGGUCAACGUUAAGGUCAACGGGAGAGUCAAGUGGAAGGUCGGAACUUGGGUAUCUGGAAGGUACCACAUUUAUGUUAACUGUCCCGCGUAUAUUAGCUUCGCCGGAGAUCGGAGUAAUGCCGUAGGAGUAAAGUUUCGCCUCUUGCAAAGUUGCAGUGUUGAUGUGUAG
Messenger RNA from Sphenostylis stenocarpa, 624 nucleotides. The record is from the annotation of a GenBank genome assembly. NCBI's taxonomy places the organism in Eukaryota, Viridiplantae, Streptophyta, Magnoliopsida, Fabales, Fabaceae.